AUGACUUCUUGACGUUUGCAGCGGACAUGAUCUAGAGAACCUUCUCGUCUCGGUUGUACAGUAUUGUUGCGCAAUGUGGACGCUCAUCUCUGCCACCCCCAGCCCCUACGCCCGCAAAGUGCGCAUCGCGCUCGCGGAGAAAGGCAUACCAUUCACGUUGCAGACCGAGGUUCCGUGGGAUGGCACUACAGUAUUGCCAAACUACAACCCACUGGAGAAGCUGCCAGUGUUGAUUCUCGAUGACGGCAAAACAGCGAUUUGGGAGUCUCACUACAUCCUGGAGUGGCUUGAGGCGAAACACCCGGAACCGGCCUUGUUGCCACCGCUGUCAGAAGUCGAUGAUCGUCUCUUCGCGAAGAAGGUCGAGGUGCUGUGUGAUGGUGUAUGUGAUGCGCUUGUGCUUUGUUUCUUCGAGAAGCAGCGUGAGAGUCAAAGCAAAGAAUGGAUGGCCAGGUGUGCCAAGCUAAAACAACGCUCCAAGUGCUAAGCUGACGACAAACACUUACAGACAAAUGAGAAAGGUGGAGGGCGGAGUAACAGCGCUGGCGACUUGGGUCGACCAAAGCGGGG
Baudoinia panamericana UAMH 10762 is the source of this 570-nucleotide messenger RNA. RefSeq lists its product as uncharacterized. Gene Ontology annotation, cellular component: cytoplasm. The coding region runs from base 74 to 487 and encodes 137 amino acids. Lineage: Eukaryota; Fungi; Ascomycota; Dothideomycetes; Mycosphaerellales; Teratosphaeriaceae. The transcript has a single exon. The record is from RefSeq and is a predicted model, not a curated record.